This is a messenger RNA of Quercus robur (English oak), 928 nucleotides long. RefSeq names its product protein DMP3. The coding region runs from base 65 to 742 and encodes 225 amino acids. NCBI's taxonomy places the organism in Eukaryota, Viridiplantae, Streptophyta, Magnoliopsida, Fagales, Fagaceae. The record is from RefSeq and is a predicted model, not a curated record. Gene Ontology annotation, biological process: endomembrane system organization. The transcript has a single exon.
CAACCUUAAUCUUAAAUACCCACUUUAUAAUUCAGCCUUGCCCAUCUUUUCCAAAACCCAAAAAAUGUCUAAUCUUAGGCCAAGACCCACACCCACCACAAAGCCACCAUCCACACCCAAAACCCCCAACACCACCACCAAUACAGACCCUGAUUCUGAUGACACCCCAAAACCCCAACUCCAACGCCAACAAUCUCUCUCACAAAGAGCAAUCUCCCAAACCUUAUCAACCACAGCCACCUUAGCUAACCUUUUACCCACAGGAACCCUCAUGGCUUUCCAACUCCUCAUACCAGUGUUCACACAAAACGGCACAUGUGACUCAGCCACACGCCCCAUGACACUCGUCCUCUUAGUCAUCCUAGCUCUCUCUUGCUUCCUUGCUUGUUUCACAGACACAAUCAAGGCCUCAGAUGGACAAGUCUACCAUGGCCUAGCCACUUUCAAAGGGCUUUGGCUGUUUGACUAUCCAGGCACUGAAACUCAAGGCUUGCCUGAUCUGAGUAAGUACAGUAUAAAGUUCAUUGAUGUGGCUCAUGCUGUGUUAACUGUGCUUGUGUUUGGUGCUGUGGCUCUGAGAGAUAGGAAUGUUGUGAGGUGCUUUUAUCCAACGCCAGGACAUGAGGCUCAGGAGGUUUUGGACAUUGUGCCUGUUGGUGUUGGCCUAAUUUGCAGCAUGUUGUUUGUGGUUUUCCCAACUAGAAGGCAUGGCAUUGGGUACCCCGUCACACCGGGCAAAUAAAUUGAUCAUUUGUUGCUUGCUUUUUAUGUUUCAUGGGUCAUGGGUGUCAUUAUUUUUCAUGAUCUCCCUUCCGUUUGUUAUUUUGCUUUAACUUUUUUCUUUUCUUUUCUUUUCUUUUUUCUUUUUUGGAUUGAAAGCUUGUAAGUUUGAAUUGGGAGCAUAAUAAAUUAGAAGAAAUUACAGUCA